GUAACUCCAGAUCUUUCCCUGUAACCUUUCUCUCCCAGGUUGCGUGCUUGGUAAGUAGGACACUCACUUACUUUCUUACACAGUCUCAGACUCAGCUUGUGAAAUGCAUAAAAAAACCUCGUGCAGGCAGCUGCUCCCAUCCGCCGUCCUGAUUCACCAGUGCAGCAGUUGCCCUGAGCCUGAUGGGCCCAGGCAGCUUUCAGGCACCUCUUGGGUUACCCAUCCUCCAGUAGGAGAAGCCAGGAGAGGAGCUGGGCACCCCAUCGGGCCCAGUGCAACCCAUGUGGGUCUGUGCAGCCCCCACCUCUUGUUUCCCCAGGCGGUGAUGCUGUGACUGUCGUUCCCAUCUCCUGUGCCCCAGUAGGGUGCUGUUGUUGUAGUUGUGUGUGUUGUUUGUAUCACAGUACUGCUUAAGGGCCGCAACCAAGCAGCAGGGUCUCUGUGCUGGGCAGCAUGGAAGUGAUAAGAUGGUCCUUGCCUCAGAGAGCUCAGUAUCGCUGUGACUGAAGGACUGGCCCCUGCAGCCCCAGUGCCUGGCAUCCCCACCGGAGUGGUGCUGUAGCAGGAGGCCUGGUCCCUGGGGUGCUCAGCUCUUGUGUCUGAGCAGUAGAACCAUCCCUUAGCUUCUGUUGGGUGGGCCCUGGCUAUUUAAGAUGUUGUGCAGCGGGCUAUGGCAAAACAGUUUGGCGUGUGCACCAAUCAGUUCAGAUGGAGGCAACAGGCUUUUUCCAGUGUAGGGUCCCCAGCCUUCUUCCUCUUGCCUACGCUGCUGCUUGCCUUCCGUUUUCUGUAGGCUCAAGAUUCUCUGUCUCCACUUGAUGUCCUGGCUGUAUGUUCAGGGCUGUUCCAGGACUAGGAUGGGAGUCCUGGGCUGGAGAUGGGGCCUCCAGGCUGCUGGCUCUUUGCUCCCAAGUGUGGGGUUACUUAGCUGAAGAAGAACUGAAAACAGGAACUCUCUCUUCUCUGAUGCAAGUCUCUCAUCUGACCUCAUCCCAGGCUGUGCCCAUUCCACUUUGUGCUCCUUUUCUCUGCGGGCAGCGGAGUCGACAGAGCAGCAGAAGGGCCAAGAGUGUGGAGGACGACGACGAGGGGCAUCUGAUCUAUCGCGUCGGCGACUGGCUACAAGAAAGAUAUGAGAUUAUUAGCACCUUAGGGGAAGGCACGUUUGGCAGAGUGGUGCAGUGUGUGGAUCACCGGAGAGGGGGCGCACGCGUCGCCCUAAAAAUCAUAAAAAAUGUGGAGAAGUAUAAAGAGGCUGCUCGGCUGGAGAUCAACGUGCUGGAGAAAAUCAAUGAGAAGGAUCCAGAGAAUAAGAACCUGUGUGUGCAGAUGUUUGACUGGUUCGAUUACCAUGGCCACAUGUGCAUCUCCUUUGAGCUGCUGGGGCUCAGCACCUUCGACUUUCUGAAGGACAACAACUACUUGCCCUACCCCAUCCACCAAGUGCGGCAUAUGGCCUACCAGGUGUGCCAGGCUGUGAAAUUUCUGCAUGACAAUAAACUCACUCACACGGACCUCAAACCCGAGAACAUCCUCUUUGUGAAUUCGGAUUAUGAACUCACUUAUAAUCUGGAAAAGAAGCGAGAUGAGCGGAGCGUGAAGAGCACGGCCAUCAGAGUGGUUGAUUUUGGCAGUGCAACGUUUGAUCAUGAGCAUCACAGCACCAUUGUCUCCACCAGGCACUACCGAGCCCCAGAGGUCCUACUGGAACUCGGCUGGACCCAGCCCUGUGACGUGUGGAGCAUCGGCUGCAUUGUCUUCGAGUAUUAUGUAGGCUUCACUCUGUUCCAGACUCAUGACAACCGGGAGCAUCUGGCCAUGAUGGAGAGGAUCCUGGGUCCGAUUCCUUCACGGAUGAUCCGAAAGACCAGGAAGCAGAAAUAUUUCUACCAUGGUCGCCUGGACUGGGACGAGAACACCUCCGCAGGCCGCUAUGUCCGGGAGAACUGCAAACCACUGCGGAGAUACCUGACCUCUGAGGCUGAGGACCACCACCAUCUCUUCGACCUCAUUGAGAGCAUGCUGGAGUAUGAGCCAUCAAAGCGCAUCACUCUGGCCGAGGCACUCAAACACCCAUUCUUCGACAUGCUGAAAACAGAGCCAAGCACAAAAGUUUGGGACUCUAGCCGAGACAUCAGCCGGUGACACUGCUGGUGCCCAGUCUGUCCUCAGAUUCUAGCCCCCGUGGAGGCCUAUGUGAUUUCUAUUCGGACACUUGGUGCUUUUUUUAUACAAAAAAACCCCAAACAAAACCCCCUGGAUCUUUUUAUUACUAUGUAAAACUGUUGAUAUGUGAGAUAUUGUAAAUACCCAAAUCUAUAUCUGCCUUUGAACUCCAUGGACCCAAGCCCCUGCUGCUGCCAUUACUCCUAGGGGAGGGGGCCUCUUACGUCCAUGCUGUGAAUACCUCUGUUCAUGUGUUGCUUUGUCUCCUGUUCUCUCCUCCUGCCCUCCCCAGGGCUCCCGGCUGUCUGUAGCUCAUCCAUUUCCUUGUAAGUUAUGAAGCUGGUGGGGUUGCAUGGGAAUUAUUUUUUUGGAUCAAUGUCAUAGCCCAUCCCCGCACCAGAGUUUUAUAUGAAUUUUGUACAGUCUUUGUGAAAAUAAAUAUGAAGUCAAUUAAA
Gopherus flavomarginatus (Mexican gopher tortoise) is the source of this 2621-nucleotide messenger RNA. RefSeq names its product CDC like kinase 2 (gene CLK2). Gene Ontology annotation, molecular function: ATP binding; protein tyrosine kinase activity. Gene Ontology annotation, biological process: regulation of RNA splicing; protein phosphorylation. Lineage: Eukaryota; Metazoa; Chordata; Testudines; Testudinidae. The transcript has 11 exons. The coding region runs from base 832 to 2145 and encodes 437 amino acids. The record is from RefSeq and is a predicted model, not a curated record. Gene Ontology annotation, cellular component: nucleus.